AUGCCAUCGACUUUUAAUACAUGUGAACGAGAAAGGUUAUUUCUAAAUCCAAGCGACAAAAAAUUUGGAAUACCAGAACUACAAAAGCUUGUUAAACCGCAUAUAGAUUCUUUUAAUAGCCUAUUAGAACCACCCACAAAAGGAAUCCUUAAUUAUGCGGUUAUCGACAUUGACCCGGUUGAAAUAUUCGAUGUUAAGGUUCCUUAUAACAGUACCGCACAGGGAAAUAAAUUAAAAGUAUGGAUAGAAGAAGUUUUAAUUUCUAGACCACUUUUAUCUGAACAUGUUCGGGCGAAAAAGAGGAGGAUCUAUCCUGCUGAGUGUCGCGAAAGAUUCACUACAUACGCGGGAAAAAUGAAUAUCAAAUUGUGUUGGAAAAUAAAUGAUGCUAAUACAAAUUUUGAAACUAAAUAUGUAGGAAUGGCUCCUAUUAUGGUUAAGUCCAAUCGUUGUAAUUUACAAAACCUUUUUCCUAAACAAUUGAUCGAGAAUCACGAAGAAUCUGAAGAAAUGGGUGGUUAUUUCAUAGUUAAUGGGAUCGAGAAGGUCAUUCGUUUAUUGUUGGUACAACGGAGGAAUUAUGUCAUGGCUAUUAUCAGACCGUCAUUAGCAAGCCGUGGCGCAUCAUACACUGAAUAUGGUGUAUCUAUUCGUUGCGCUAGACAAGAUCAGACGACUAUGACAAACAUUAUACAUUAUUUAAAAAACGGUAAUUGUAUGCUUAGGUUUUCAUGGAAAAAGCAAGAAUACAUGAUCCCAGUAAUAUUAAUUAUGAAGGCUUUGAUUGAGAUCAAUGAUAAAGGAAUUUUUGAGCAGUUGGUUCAGGGAGAAUUUUCCAAUACUUUCUUAACAGAUCGUGUGGAACUUAUGCUUCAAGAGUUUAAAUCAUUUGGCAUUCAAUCCAAAGAACAAUGUGUUAGUUUCUUAGGUGAAAAAUUUCGCAUCAUCUUUUCUAUUUCACCGUCCUAUUCUCACAAACAGGCUGGUGAGCAUAUAUUAAAAAAGGUGAUAUUAGUUCAUCUUAAGCAUAAUCGAGAUAAGUUCAAUCUAUUGAUUUUUAUGAUUCGUAAGCUGUAUUCUCUUGUUGCUGGUGAAUGCUCUCCAGACAACUCAGAUUCACCGCAAAAUCAAGAAAUUCUUCUGGGCGGACACCUUUACGGAAUGCUCAUCAAAGAAAAACUUGGUGAUUGCUUAAAUUCUAUCCGUGCAGUAGUUGCUGCGGAUAUUGCUAAUAAUAGGCCGGUAGAUUUCAAUGAUAAAAAAUAUAUCACUAAUUUAUUCAAUAGAUCUAAUAUGGAAAUUGGCAGAAAAUUGGCAUAUUUCCUUGCUACAGGAAAUCUUGCUUCUAACAGUGGGUUGGAUUUGAUGCAGACUAGUGGUUAUACUAUAGUGGCAGAAAAGCUUAACUUCUAUCGUUAUAUUUCACAUUUUCGGUGCGUUCAUCGUGGAUCUUUCUUUACUCAAAUGAAAACAACCACUGUACGGAAACUUUUGCCAGAAUCGUGGGCAGGAUUUAUUUGUCCCGUACAUACCCCGGAUGGUGCACCGUGUGGAUUGCUCAACCACCUUUCCCACACUUGUAGGAUCAUUACUACCAAACCUAACGUAGAAAUGGUUCCAUCCAUAUUAGCAGAAAUGGGUAUUAUAAACAGAUUAGCAACAGGACAUGCGCAAUCAAUUGUGAAUAAAUUGCGAUUGUUAAAAUUUGAAGAUGAGAUUUCUAUUGACCUUGAAAUCGGAUAUAUUCCACCUUCUAAUGGUGGUCAAUAUCCGGGUAUUUACUUAUUUUCUGAACAAGCACGUAUGAUGCGACCCGUUAAAUACCUUGCUAAUAAUGAGGUUGAUAUGAUUGGAACAUUUGAGCAGGUAUAUAUGAACAUUGCGUGUUUAGAGGAAGAUGUCAUCAAAGAUGUAACAACCCACAUAGAGAUUAAACCCACAAACAUGUUAAGUAUUUUAGCUAAUUUAACACCAUUUUCCGAUUACAACCAAAGUCCUCGUAAUAUGUAUCAAUGUCAGAUGGCAAAACAAACGAUGGGUACACCCUCAACCGCAAUAAUGCAUCGAACGGAUAACAAAUUAUAUCGACUUCAGACUGGUCAAACCCCGAUAGUACGACCAUUGCUUCAUAAUACUCUUGGUCUAGAUGGGUUUCCUAAUGGGACAAAUGCCAUUGUAGCUGUGAUUUCAUAUACUGGGUAUGAUAUGGAAGAUGCAAUGAUUAUCAAUAAAUCUGCUCAUGAAAGAGGGUUCAAAUAUGGUACCAUAUACAAAUCCGAGAUAGUCAGUCUUGAUGAAUUCUAUGAUUCUGGUAUUAAGCACCAUUUUGGUCUCGGUGCAGACGCACCACCUUCAUUGCGAGAAAAGCUUGAUAAUGAUGGUUUACCGUUCAUCGGAACACGAUUAAAAAUGGGUGAUCCUUUAUGUGCAUAUAUAGAUGAUACACAAGGUGGUAAAACAAUUGUGAAGCAAUAUAAAGGAUCAGAAGAUGCAUAUGUAGAUAAAGUUAGAUUACUGGGAGAUGACUCAGGCGUAUAUGAAGUUCAAAAGGUGCAAAUAAUGCUAAGAAUUCCGAGACCUCCUGUAAUAGGCGACAAAUUUUCUUCUAGGCAUGGACAGAAAGGUAUUCUUUCUCGAUUAUGGCCCCAGGUUGACAUGCCUUUUACUGAAAGUGGCAUGCAACCCGAUAUUAUUAUCAAUCCACAUGCUUUCCCAUCACGUAUGACUAUUGGAAUGUUUGUGGAAAGUAUGGCCGGAAAAUGUGGUGCUAUGUUUGGUGUGGCCCAAGAUUCCACACCAUUUAGAUUUAAUGAAGAAUUUACUGCGAUAGAUUAUUUUGGAGAACAGCUUGUGCGUGCAGGAUAUAAUUACCAUGGAAAUGAGCCAAUGUAUAGCGGAACUACCGGUGAAGAAUUUCAAGCGGAUAUUUACAUUGGUGUUGUGUAUUAUCAACGCCUUCGUCAUAUGGUAUCGGAUAAAUGGCAAGUUAGAUCAACCGGACCUGUUCAUAAUCUUACAAUGCAACCAAUUGGAGGUCGUAAAAGAAGUGGCGGGAUCAGAUUUGGAGAAAUGGAGCGCGAUUCAUUGUUGGCUCACGGAAUGAGUUUUUGCCUUCAAGACCGUUUAAUGAAUUGCUCGGAUUUCUCACAGUGUCAUAUAUGCAGAAAAUGUGGCUCAAUCUUUACUUCAUUAUCACUUAAAACACAUUAUCAAUUAAAUACUAAUCGAGCAUAUAAAAAACAUCAUAUUCAAUGUAAUAUAUGCGAAACUUCUAGGUGGAUAUCGCUUGUGAAAAUACCUUAUGCAUUUAGAUAUCUUGCUACGGAGCUUGCUAGUAUGGGAGUUAAAAUUAUUUUAAAAACCAAAGAUGAUGAUUAA
Dentiscutata erythropus is the source of this 3378-nucleotide messenger RNA. The record is from the annotation of a GenBank genome assembly. Lineage: Eukaryota; Fungi; Glomeromycota; Glomeromycetes; Diversisporales; Gigasporaceae.